AUGAGAAUUAAAGUGCUUUGUGUUUUGAAUUCUGCAUACUAUUUGAAAGCCAUUGUUUCUAUCUUAGCUUUGACAAAGUCCCCUAUGGAUGCAGACUGUGUUUUGGAUUUCUCUUCAUACCCUUACCAACCAAGUGGCAACUGCAUUCAUGGAAACGGGAAGGUCAAAUUAUGGGGCAGUAUUCCCUCAACUCUUUGCUGUCAAAACGCCCUCAAUACCUUCUCUGAAGUUCUUGCAGUUCGCGCUGAGAAGACACAAGAGAGUAGUAUCUUCAUCGAGCAAGAUUCUUGGAGAAAAUGUGAUUCUCCUUUUUCAAACCAAGAAUCAGUUUCCAUACAUUCCUGUGGAUUUGAUCAAUUCUACUCUGGCAGUAGCAAGUGCUCCAGCCUAUCUCUAUCACAAAUUCAGCGCAACCCAUUUUACCCACAAGCAGCAGACUUAUGUUCUAACUUAAAUUCUUCAUUUGAGAAUACCUGCAAAAAUUGCACUGAUGCCAUAGCAAUGGUAGUGGAGAAUCUAUUGCAGCUAAUCCAAGGGCAACAAAAUGAUACUGAAAGAACAAUAUGUAAUUUAGCAGUUGUUAUUUCCGUUGCAGCUGCAAAUGUUACUGAUAGCUCUUUUGGUGCAAAUUUGUUUAGCUGUAUGUCUUCUUUAGAUGAUUUUGAUUCAGGCUACAUCAGACUGAAAAGGCCCCUGGCAAAAGCACUACUGGCAGUCUUUAUAGCAAUCAUCGUACUAAUUCUGAUCCUUGUCUUGGUAAAAUUUGUGAACUUAAGGAAGCGCAAGAGCAACAGAAAACUUCCUAAACCUAUUCCAUCCAAGGACAUCACUACAUGGUCCGGUCUCUACCGGUUCUCCAAGGUUGAGAUUGAGAAUGCUAUAAGUGUCAACUAUAAAAGAAAAAGUUUAGGCAGAGGAAGUGCUGGUGAAGUUUAUCAAGGCGUUCUGCCUAGCGGACAAGUUGUGGCCGUCAAGCAGAUAUAUAAAAGCAACUGCUCUGAUUCUUUUACUAGGGAAGUUGCAGGUCUUUCCAGGGUUCGACAUCCAAACCUUGUUUCUCUGCUUGGUUGCUGUAUUGAAGGCGACGAGCAGUAUUUGGUCUUCGAAUAUUGUUCUGCAGGAAAUCUUGCUCAGCAUCUCCUAAAGAAAGACCGCGUCUUGCCAUGGGAAAGAAGAGUUAAAAUCCUAAGAGACUGUGCACUUGGGCUGAGGUAUCUCCACAAUUAUAUUGAUGGAUGCAUUGUUCAUAGAGAUAUCAAGCUCACAAACAUCCUCUUGACUGAAGACUUGGAGCCCAAGCUCUCGGAUUUUGGUUUGGCAAAGAUGCUGGGAAUGGAGGAGAGCAAAGUAUUCACAGAUGUUAGAGGAACUAUAGGCUAUAUGGAUCCAGAGUACAUGAGCAACGCAAAGCUGACCUGUGCCAGUGAUAUCUACAGCUUUGGAAUUGUUGCCUUACAACUUCUGUCUGGACAGAAAGUUAUUGAUCUGGAUCUUGAUGCCAGUGAACAACUGACACGAAAAGCAAAGGACGUGAGCAUGGGAAAACGUCCAUUAACAGAUUUCGAAGACCCAAGGCUGCAUGGGAAUCUCAAUAGAUCAGAUUUUGAAGCCAUCCUACAAAUUGCAGUUCUCUGUGGUGCCAAAUCAAGUAGAGGCAGGCCAACAAUUGAUGUUGUUUUUGAUGAGAUGGAGAAGGCUUGGAAAAACACAGUGGCUGACAUGAAAACAAGGACGGAGAUUGGUCCAUCAGCAACACCCCAGUCCAGGUCCAUGGAAUUGAUUUCAGUUUGA
Molecule: messenger RNA, 1791 nt
Organism: Theobroma umbraticum
Lineage: Eukaryota; Viridiplantae; Streptophyta; Magnoliopsida; Malvales; Malvaceae
Product: putative leucine-rich repeat receptor-like serine/threonine-protein kinase At2g04300
Biological process (GO): protein phosphorylation
Molecular function (GO): protein kinase activity; ATP binding
Source: RefSeq, a predicted model, not a curated record